AUGCCGGCCGGCCGCGCCGCGCGCACCUGUGCGCUGCUCGCCCUUUGCCUCCUGGGCAGCGCGGCCCAGGAUUUCGGGCCGACGCGCUUCAUCUGCACUUCGGUGCCGGUGGACGCCGACAUGUGCGCCGCGUCCGUGGCCGCCGGCGGCGCCGAGGAGCUCCGGAGCAACGUGCUGCAGCUCCGCGAGACCGUGCUGCAGCAGAAGGAGACCAUCCUGAGCCAGAAGGAGACCAUUCGCGAGCUGACCACCAAGCUGGGCCGCUGCGAGAGCCAGAGCACGCUGGACGCGGGCGCCGGCGAGGCCCGGGCCGGCGGUGGCCGCAAGCAGUCCGGCUCGGGCAAGAACACCAUGGGCGACCUGUCCCGGACGCCGGCCGCCGAGACGCUCAGCCAACUCGGGCAAACUUUGCAGUCGCUCAAAACCCGCCUGGAGAACCUCGAGCAGUACAGCCGGCUCAAUUCCUCCAGCCAGACCAACAGCCUCAAGGAUCUGCUGCAGAGCAAGAUCGAUGACCUGGAGAGGCAGGUGCUGUCUCGGGUGAACACUCUGGAGGAGGGCAAGGGUGGCCCCAAGAACGACUCGGAGGAGAGGGUCAAGAUCGAGAGCGCCCUGACCUCCCUGCACCAGCGGAUCAGCGAGCUGGAGAAAGGUCAGAAGGACAACCGUCCCGGAGACAAGUUCCAGCUCACAUUCCCGCUGCGAACCAACUACAUGUACGCGAAGGUGAAGAAGAGCCUGCCGGAGAUGUACGCCUUCACCGUGUGCAUGUGGCUCAAGUCCAGCGCCGCCCCUGGAGUGGGCACGCCCUUCUCCUAUGCCGUGCCGGGCCAGGCGAACGAGCUGGUUCUCAUCGAGUGGGGCAACAAUCCCAUGGAGAUCCUCAUCAACGACAAGGUGGCCAAGCUGCCCUUUGUGAUCAAUGAUGGCCAGUGGCACCAUAUCUGCAUCACCUGGACUACUCGGGACGGGGUCUGGGAAGCCUACCAGGAUGGCACCCAGGGUGGCAAUGGCGAGAACCUGGCACCCUAUCACCCCAUCAAGCCGCAGGGGGUGCUGGUGCUGGGCCAGGAGCAGGACACCCUGGGUGGCGGGUUCGACGCCACCCAAGCAUUCGUGGGUGAGCUGGCCCACUUCAACAUCUGGGACCGCAAGCUGACUCCCGGGGAGGUGUACAGCCUGGCCACCUGCAGCACCAAGGCCCUUUCUGGCAACGUCAUUGCCUGGGCCGAGUCCCACAUCGAGAUCUACGGGGGAGCCACCAAGUGGACAUUCGAAGCCUGUCGCCAGAUCAACUGA
This is a messenger RNA of Callorhinus ursinus (northern fur seal), 1299 nucleotides long. It is a transcript of the gene NPTX1, whose product is annotated as neuronal pentraxin 1. The record is from RefSeq and is a predicted model, not a curated record. Lineage: Eukaryota; Metazoa; Chordata; Mammalia; Carnivora; Otariidae. Gene Ontology annotation, biological process: axonogenesis involved in innervation.